Messenger RNA from Pipistrellus kuhlii (Kuhl's pipistrelle), 2330 nucleotides. Its product is annotated as zinc finger protein 709. Gene Ontology annotation, molecular function: DNA-binding transcription activator activity, RNA polymerase II-specific; RNA polymerase II cis-regulatory region sequence-specific DNA binding. NCBI's taxonomy places the organism in Eukaryota, Metazoa, Chordata, Mammalia, Chiroptera, Vespertilionidae. Gene Ontology annotation, cellular component: nucleus. The transcript has 4 exons. Gene Ontology annotation, biological process: regulation of transcription by RNA polymerase II. The record is from RefSeq and is a predicted model, not a curated record. The coding region runs from base 112 to 2124 and encodes 670 amino acids.
CUCCGCUUCCACACGGAAGUUCCCGGGGGUCGUACAUCCCUCGCACUUCCGUCUUUCUCCUGUGAUCUGUCCGGGCGGUGGGGCCGCAGGGGACUCGGGCCGGGAACGGACAUGGACUCCGUGGCCUUUGAGGAUGUUAAUGUGGAGUUCACCAAGAAGGAGUGGGCAUUCCUGGAUCCGACCCAGAAGAAACUCUACACGGAUGUGAUGCUGGAAGCCUUCUGGAACCUGGCGUCAGUAGUGUGUAUUUUAGAAGAAAAAUGUGAAGACCAUGAUAGUGAAGAUCAGUAUGAAAAUCAGGGGAUGAAUCAUAGCAAUCAUACAGUAGAGAGACUUUGUACAAGGAAGGAUGGUAGUAAAUCCAGAGAACACUUCAGCCAGAUUCCAAAUCAUAAUGAAAAGAAGGAAACUCCUACUGAAAAAAAGCAAUCGAAGUCCAGAUUGUGUAGGCAAAUCUUCAUGCAUUAUUUAUCCUUGAAUAGCCACCUGAGUUCUCACAUUGGACCCAAGCUAUACCUGUGUCAGGAAUAUGAAGAAAACCCUUAUAAGUGGACGGAACCUGAGAAAGCUUUCAAGCACCAUCAGCAUAUUCGAAGACAUGAAGGCAGCCCCAGUGGGAAAGCUUUUCACUACUCAACUUCCCUUAGAAAUCAUGAAAGGACACAUAUUGCUGGGAAACUAUAUGGGUGUGGAAAAGGCUUUGGUCAUCUCGUUUACUCUAAAGUUCACAAAAAUACUGAUAGUGGAGAGGAACCAUAUCAAAGUAAGCAAUGUAGCAAUGCUUUCAGGUCUCCCAAGUACUCUGGAGAAAAUGAAAGAAGACACACUGGAGAAAAGCCCUACCAAUAUCAGAAAUCUGGAAAAGCUUUCAGUUCCACUUCUUUUACAAAUCAUAAAACUACACAUACUGGCAAGAAACCUUAUAAAUGUAAGCAAUGUGGCAAAGUCUUCAAUUUGCGCAGCUCUCUUAGAAAACAUAAAAUAAGUCAUUUCGAAAAGCAGCCUCAUGAAUGUAAGGAAUGUGGUGAAACAUUUCCUUAUCCCUCUUUACUUAGAAGUCAUAAAAUAAUUCAUACUGGUGGAAAACCCUAUGAAUGUAAGCAAUGUGGUAAGUAUUUAUCUAGUCCAGCUUCCCUCCGACGUCAUGAAAGAAUUCAUACUGAGGAAAAGCCAUAUAAAUGUGAGCAGUGUAGUAGAGCUUUCUAUGAUCAGGAUGUCCUGCAACGUCAUAAAAGCAUUCAUACUGGGCAAAAACUAUAUAAAUGUGAGCAUUGUGGUAAAGUUUUAUCUAAUCAAACUUCCCUCCGACGUCAUGAAAGAAUUCAUACCCGGGAAAAGCCAUAUAAAUGUGAGCGGUGUGGCAGAGCUUUCUAUGAUCAGGAUGUCCUGCAACGUCAUAAAAGCAUUCAUACUAGACAAAAACCCUAUAAAUGUCAGCAUUGUGAUAAAGUUUUAUAUAAUCGAAUUUCCCUCCAUUGUCAUGAAAGCACUCAUACUGGGGAAAAACCAUAUAAAUGUGAGUAUUGUGGCAGAGCUUUCUAUGAUCAGGAUGUCCUGCAACGUCAUAAAAGCAUUCAUACUGGGCAAAAACUCUAUAAAUGUGAGCAUUGUGGUAAAGUUUUAUCUAAUCAAACUUCCCUCCGACGUCAUGAAAGCAUUCAUACUGGGGAAAAACCCUAUAAAUGUCAGCAGUGUGACAAAGCUUUCUGUGAUCGAGGUGCCCUCAAUCGUCACGAAAGAACUCAUACUGGGUUAAGACCCUAUGAAUGUAAGCAUUGUGGUAAAGGUUUUGAUUUUCCAUUUUCUCUCCAAGAUCAUGAAAUGAUUCAUAGUGGGGUAAAACCCUAUGACUGUAAGCAUUGUGGAAAAGCCUUCAGUUAUCUACAGUCCUGUCGAAGGCAUGAAAGAACACAUAUGAAAGAAGACCCUGGAAAUAGUGGGGUAAAACCCUAUGUAUGCAUUCAGUGUGAUAAGGUUUUCAGUCUUUCCGGUUAUCUUAAAAUUCAUGAAAGAAUUCAUACUGGGGAAAAACCCUAUGAAUGUAACCAUUGUGGUAAAGCUUUCUCUGAUCCAAGUUCCUUCAAACGUCAUAAAAGAAUUCAUAAUAAGGAAAAACCCUGUUAAUGUAAGCAAUAGGGGAAAUUUUUUAUUCAUCCCAGAUCCCUUCGAAUUCACAGAAACCUUCAUAGUGUAGACAAAUCAUAAUGAAAGAACUCAUACUAAAAAUAAGCUCUAUCGUUGUAAAGAUUGUAGAAAAGCCUUGGAGUAUUCUAGUACUUUUUUUUAUCCUCACCUGAGGAUAUUUUUCCAUUGAGAGAGUGGAAGUCAGA